Messenger RNA from Antechinus flavipes (yellow-footed antechinus), 3049 nucleotides. RefSeq names its product ring finger protein 224 (gene RNF224). The transcript has a single exon. The record is from RefSeq and is a predicted model, not a curated record. NCBI's taxonomy places the organism in Eukaryota, Metazoa, Chordata, Mammalia, Dasyuromorphia, Dasyuridae. Bases 791 to 1408 code for a protein of 205 amino acids.
GUUCUGUGCAUGUAUGAUCAUGGGAUCAAGUGUUAGAAGUGUUAGAAGGCCAGGGGCACAUCAAGGGUGUCAGAGCUGGUAUUCAAACCCACAUCCUCUGAUAACAGGUCCAAUGCUCACGCCCUAUUGUUUUCCAGAUGCGUUGCAUGGUCCUAAACCCUGUCAAAUGGAUCAACAGCAGAAAUGGAUAUGUUGUGGGGGGGGGAGGGUUAUCAACAGAAAUAUCAUUAAUGAAGGCCCAUUGCCAUCUGUUUUACCAUUGCAUCCCAAGGACUAUCUGACUUGCUGCUGAAUCCUCCUGUGUGUGUGUUGUCUCCCACUAUUAGAAUGUAAAUUCUGUUAGAACAAUGACUGUCUUGCUUCUCUUUUUGUGUCCCCAGUAAGUGUCUAACAGAGGCUUUUUUCAUUCAUUCAUCUAGCCAUCCAGUCAUUCACUACAGUUAGAAUACCAGACUUGGGAAUUAGGAAUAUCUGUCUUCAUAUUCUGUCUCAGACUUGAUAGAUAGUUUGAUCAUAGGCAAAUAAGUCAUUUAACUUCUGUCAGAACCAAUUUUUUCAUCUGUAAGAUGGGAGUAUUAUUUGUAGUGCUUCCUGUGUAAGGUUGUGACAAGGAUAAAAUGUUUGUAAAAUGCUUUGCAAACCAGAAGAUGCUAUAUAAAAUUUUUAUAUGGUGGUUUCUUUUAUACUAGUCUUUCUGACUCCAUGUCUCCGUUGUCUGUACCCAUGUGUAUCCCCUGAAAGCAGAGCUAGAACAAAGACAUGGAUUGUUAAGUAAGGUUGGGAUAAAGGAAUGUUCCAGGACAGAGGGGGUCUGAUGAAGUCAAGAUUUGCACCACACCUUGAUGGAAAACAAGGUACCUGGCUGAGCGAGCCCGGGUCCCCAGCCUUGGUCCUUCUUUCUCUCCACAGAAUGUUGCCCAGAGAGGGAGCCGUGGAAAGUGAGGCCCUUCCUGCCAAGGAGAAGCCUUCAGAAGUGGGGGUCCGCCGGAAUGACUGCAUCAUCUGCUAUUCCUCCUACGACCUGGCGGGCCGCCUGCCACGCCGUCUCUACUGCGGCCACACUUUCUGCCAGGCCUGUGUGCGGAGACUAGACACGCCAGCCCAUGAACAGCGAUGGAUCCCCUGCCCCCAGUGCCGCCAGAGCACGCCCACCCCACGAGGCGGCGUGGCCAUGCUGGACCUCGAUCUGGCAGCCUUCCUGGCUGUGAAGGCAGAGCGAGAGCCCCCGCGGGGAGAGCCCUGGCCCCCCACUUCCCACAAAGGCAGUCCCCCCAAGCCCGGCUCGGCCAUCACCCAGCAGCCCGCCAGCCCUUGUCCAGCCCUGGGCCCGCAGCCUAGCUUCCCCCGGCAGGGCUGCUGCUGGGGCUGUUGCCUAGGCUGUGAGCCUGAGGGCACCCCUGAAGUCUAAGUCCUGGACAUGAGGUGCCUAGCCACCAACCGAAUCCUGCCACGAAGCAGCCGCUCACCACAGGACCCAGGCAGUCUUCCCUGGAAGCCCAGGUCCCUCUUCUCCGUCUGGGCCCUGGUUACAUCCUGUGGCACAGCUCAUCGCCGGUCCCUUGCCCUUCUCUCUGGGCCCCAACUCCAUGCCAGUUGCUACUCACUUCUCAAUGAUGACUCACCUUCCUGGGCUCCCUACUAGGAUCCUGAGUUGGGUUUGCUUGGAGGGUUCUGGUUCCCCAAGGUGGCAAAGGGCCUCUGGCUGCCAGAACCCAUAAUGGCUCCCGAGGAAACGCAGACCCUGGAACUGAAGUCCCUGGAAGAGAUAGAACUCUGGAGCGGGAAGCCCGAACUCAAACCCCAUACUACCUAUAUUAAAGGCUAUAUUGGCUUGUGCCCCAGGAGAGGCCAUUUCCAGAUCAUCAGGGAGGGGUAUCUAGGACCAGGACUGAGACCCCUAUAGUUUGGUAUACUGCACAGAGGCUGUGUUUACAACCAUUUGUUCUGCUGGGAUUUUUUUGUCUUGUUUUGUUUUUUUACUAAAGUGUGACUAUCUGCUCUGGUCUCUGUCCCCCAUCUGCAUAUUUUCCUGAAGUCACAAAGUUUGUCUCUAACUGACUGAGGAUCCUUCUGGCCCCAGGGUCACCUAUCAGAGCUCUUUUCCCCUCAUGCAGGGAACAAGAUAGGGGAAAGCCAUGAAUGACCCCUUCAGGUCAGAAGCUGCUCUCCCAUCCCAGGCCUGGAAUAUCACCUUGAACUAUAGACACUGACCCCUUGGACCCUGAUUCCUAAAUGAUCCUCAGACACUGGGGCUUCUCAGAAAGUGAUUCGGGGUGCUGAUCCCAAGUAGGACUUUUAGUCAAUUCCUGUAUUGUCCAGAAGGGGAUAGUGCUCCCUCUCUUUUGGCAGUUUUCUUUGAACCUAGGUCCCAAGAUGAUGCCCUAAGCUGCUUGGUUGUGGAGGGGAGGGGAAGGCAUCCAAGGGAAUGUGCUGACCCAAGAGGGACACAGAUCUGCCUCACCCACCAAGUCCAAAGUCUCAUAUGCCCACAGGGAACAUGCAGAGAAUGGGGACUCCCCACAGGUUGGCCCCCUGGGGAGUACGUCUAAACCUGACCCUGGCAUGGGGGGUGCUUAGCCAUUGAUCCUGCUGCCCCAGAUGGGGGACUCAUCUGGGAGGGGCUGGUCUCUAGAAAAGGGAGCACCAGAGAUAGUGCCCCAAGAGCACAAGGGGGGGGGUCUAUAACAAGGCCCACAGCCAGUCUUAGUCAGAAUUCUGUUUGUAACUAGGGUAAGAGCUCAGUCUACAGUCAGGGUUCCAAAUCAGUCAGUGGCUGAUCUCAAGGCUCAGUUUGGGACCAAAGUUAAGUACAGAAUCAAAAAAAAUACUUGGGAUAUUAGAGACCGUCCCAUUCCUUCUCCAAGGAUUUCAUUCUAACCAUGGUUCGACAAGACCUCACUCUAAAUCUAAUAUUGACUCCGUUGAUGACUUGUUAAACCUAGUCUUGCCCCCAUUCCGGAAACAGAUAUUUAACUCGAUUUUCUUUUCCUCUACCUUUUCCUUAUCCAAACCCUGACUCAUUCUUUUUAUAAAAUUAGUUAAUUUUUAA